Eurypyga helias (sunbittern) is the source of this 8739-nucleotide messenger RNA. It is a transcript of the gene TRRAP, whose product is annotated as transformation/transcription domain-associated protein. Lineage: Eukaryota; Metazoa; Chordata; Aves; Eurypygiformes; Eurypygidae. Gene Ontology annotation, cellular component: NuA4 histone acetyltransferase complex; SAGA complex; nucleus. Gene Ontology annotation, molecular function: transcription coregulator activity; protein binding. The record is from RefSeq and is a predicted model, not a curated record. Gene Ontology annotation, biological process: regulation of DNA-templated transcription; DNA repair. The annotation marks the transcript as partial. The transcript is spliced from 57 exons.
AUGGCAUUCGUUUCAGCACAAGGGCCUACGGUGGUGGACCAAACCACUUUGAUGAAGAAAUACCUUCAGUUUGUGGCUGCUCUGACAGAUGUCAAUACACCUGAUGAAACCAAACUGAAAAUGAUGCAAGAAGUCAGUGAGAAUUUUGAGAAUGUGACAUCGUCCCCUCAAUAUUCUACGUUCCUGGAACACAUCAUCCCUAGGUUUCUGACCUUUCUGCAGGAUGGAGAAGUUCAGUUUCUGCAGGAGAAGCCAGCACAGCAACUCCGAAAGCUCGUGCUUGAAAUAAUUCACAGGAUACCAACAAAUGAACAUCUUCGUCUUCAUACCAAAAAUAUCCUCUCAGUGAUGUUUAGAUUUCUAGAGACGGAGAAUGAAGAAAACGUCCUGAUUUGCUUACGGAUAAUUAUUGAAUUGCACAAACAGUUCCGACCAGCCAUCACUCAAGAAAUCCAUCAUUUUUUGGACUUUGUGAAACAGAUUUACAAGGAACUUCCAAAAGUAGUGAAUCGGUAUUUUGAGAAUCCUCAGGUGAUUCCAGAGAACACUGUUCCUACUCCUGAAAUGGUUGGCAUGAUUACAACAAUUGUGGUGAAAGUAAACCCUGAGCGAGAAGAUAGUGAAACGAGAACACAUUCUAUAAUUCCCAGAGGAUCUUUAUCUCUCAAGGUCUUGGCUGAGCUACCUAUUAUUGUUGUUCUUAUGUAUCAGCUCUACAAACUGAACAUUCAUAAUGUAGUAGCUGAAUUUGUGCCCUUGAUUAUGAACACUAUUAUAAUCCAGGUUUCUGUGCAAGCAAGACAACACAAACUUUAUAACAAGGAAUUGUAUGCUGAUUUUAUCGCUGCUCAAAUUAAAACGUUGUCUUUUUUGGCUUACAUCAUAAGAAUUUACCAGGAAUUAGUGGCUAAAUAUUCUCAGCAAAUGGUAAAAGGAAUGUUGCAGUUGCUCUCCAAUUGUCCAGCUGAAACGGCACACCUCCGGAAGGAGCUGCUGAUUGCUGCUAAGCACAUCUUGACCACAGACUUGAGGAGCCAAUUUAUUCCAUGCAUGGACAAGCUAUUCGAUGAAUCUAUACUAAUUGGCUCUGGAUACACUGCCCGAGAGACACUGAGACCACUUGCCUACAGUACGCUGGCAGACCUGGUACAUCACGUCCGUCAGCAUUUACCCCUCAACGAUCUCUCCCUUGCUGUCCAGUUGUUUGCCAAGAACAUUGAUGAUGAGUCCUUGCCUAGCAGUAUCCAGACAAUGUCUUGCAAGCUUCUGCUAAAUUUGGUUGACUGUAUCCGGUCUAAAAGUGAACAGGAAAAUGGAAAUGGUAGAGAUAUUCUUAUGAGAAUGCUGGAGGUUUUUGUUCUGAAAUUUCACACUAUCGCACGGUACCAGCUCUCUGUCAUUUUUAAGAAAUGCAAGCCGCAGUCUGAGCUGGGGGCUGCGGAAGCCGCGUUACCCGGAGUGCCGACAGCAGCGAACGCGGCACCUGUUCCUGUGCCAUCUCCUGCCCCAGCCACCCCGGUCGCUCCUGCACCAGUACCCGUGUUUGAAAAACAGGGGGAGAAAGAAAAAGAAGAUAAACAGACCUUUCAGGUCACAGAUUGCCGAAGCUUAGUGAAAACUUUGGUCUGCGGUGUCAAGACAAUCACGUGGGGCAUAACGUCGUGUAAAGCUCCUGGUGAAGCACAGUUCAUUCCUAAUAAGCAGUUGCAACCUAAGGAGACUCAAAUCUAUAUAAAACUGGUGAAAUAUGCAAUGCAAGCGUUAGAUAUUUAUCAGGUCCAAAUAGCAGGAAAUGGACAGACAUAUGUUCGAGUGGCAAACUGCCAGACGGUCAGAAUGAAAGAGGAAAAGGAAGUUCUGGAGCAUUUUGCUGGCGUGUUCACAAUGAUGAACCCUUUAACUUUUAAAGAAAUUUUUCAAACUACUGUUCCUUAUAUGGUGGAAAGAAUCUCAAAGAACUAUGCUCUUCAGAUUGUUGCCAAUUCCUUCUUGGCAAACCCUACUACCUCUGCCCUCUUUGCGACGAUUUUGGUUGAGUAUCUUCUGGAUCGGCUGCCAGAAAUGGGCUCUAAUGUGGAACUCUCCAAUCUGUAUCUCAAGCUGUUCAAGUUAGUCUUUGGCUCAGUUUCACUAUUUGCAGCUGAAAAUGAACAAAUGCUGAAGCCACAUUUGCACAAGAUUGUGAACAGCUCUAUGGAACUUGCACAGACUGCCAAAGAGCCCUAUAACUAUUUCCUGCUGCUCAGAGCACUGUUCAGAUCUAUUGGAGGAGGCAGUCAUGAUCUGUUAUAUCAAGAAUUCUUGCCGCUGUUACCAAACUUACUGCAAGGACUCAAUAUGUUGCAAAGUGGCCUUCAUAAACAGCACAUGAAAGACUUGUUUGUAGAGCUCUGCCUCACAGUGCCGGUUCGUUUGAGCUCAUUACUGCCCUAUCUGCCGAUGCUGAUGGAUCCCUUGGUGUCAGCUCUCAAUGGAUCUCAGACCCUGGUUAGCCAAGGAUUAAGAACUCUUGAACUGUGCGUGGAUAACUUGCAGCCAGACUUUCUGUAUGAUCAUAUUCAGCCAGUUCGAGCUGAGCUAAUGCAGGCUUUGUGGCGUACACUGCGUAAUCCUGCAGACAGCAUUUCUCAUGUGGCUUAUCGUGUACUUGGUAAAUUUGGUGGAAGCAACAGGAAGAUGUUAAAGGAAUCGCAGAAACUACAGUAUGUAGUCACAGAAAUCCAAGGACCCAGUAUUACAAUCGAAUUUUCAGACUGUAAAGCAUCCAUUCAGCUCCCAAUGGAAAAGGCGAUUGAGACUGCUCUGGACUGUUUGAAGAGUGCUAACACAGAACCGUAUUAUCGGAGGCAAGCGUGGGAAGUAAUCAAGUGUUUUUUAGUGGCUAUGAUGAGCCUGGAUGACAACAAACAUGCGUUAUACCAGCUUCUUGCACAUCCCAACUUUACUGAGAAGUCCAUACCCAGUGUGAUUAUUUCGCAUCGAUACAAAGCUCAGGAUACUCCAGCUCGUAAAACGUUUGAACAGGCAUUGACAGGGGCGUUCAUGUCAGCAGUCAUCAAAGACCUGCGGCCUAGUGCUCUGCCUUUUGUCGCCAGCUUAAUCCGCCAUUACACCAUGGUGGCAGUGGCUCAGCAGUGUGGUCCGUUUUUGCUGCAGUGCUAUCAGGUUGGAAGCCAGCCUAGCACGGCCAUGUUUCAUAGUGAAGAAAACGGGUCAAAAGGCAUGGAUCCCUUGGUGCUUAUUGAUGCCAUAGCAAUCUGCAUGGCAUAUGAGGAGAAGGAACUCUGCAAAAUAGGAGAGGUGGCACUCGCAGUGAUAUUUGAUGUUGCAAGCAUUAUCUUGGGUUCAAAGGAAAGGGCCUGCCAGCUUCCUUUGUUUUCGUACAUUGUGGAACGUUUGUGUGCUUGCUGUUACGAACAAGCUUGGUAUGCUAAACUAGGAGGUGUCGUGUCAAUUAAAUUUCUUAUGGAACGGCUGCCACUCAUUUGGGUCCUCCAGAACCAGCAGACUUUCCUGAAGGCACUUCUCUUUGUUAUGAUGGAUCUAACUGGAGAGGUUUCCAAUGGAGCAGUUGCCAUGGCAAAGACCACGUUAGAACAGCUUUUGAUUAGAUGUGCAACUCCUUUAAAAGAUGAAGAAAAACCAGAAGAAAUCCUAGCAGCACAGGAAAAGUCCUUCCAUCAUGUAACGCAUGACCUCGUUCGAGAAGUAACCUCUCCAAACUCUACUGUGAGAAAACAGGCCAUGCAUUCAUUGCAGGUACUUGCACAGGUCACGGGAAAAAGUGUCACGGUGAUCAUGGAGCCACAUAAAGAGGUUCUCCAAGACAUGGUUCCUCCUAAAAAGCAUUUACUUAGGCAUCAACCUGCAAAUGCCCAGAUUGGCCUGAUGGAAGGAAAUACAUUUUGCACAACACUGCAACCCCGUUUGUUUACGAUGGAUCUAAAUGUUGUGGAACACAAGGUUUUCUACACAGAGUUACUGAAUUUGUGUGAGGCUGAAGAUGCUGCCUUAAUGAAACUACCUUGUUACAAAAGUCUUCCAUCGCUUGUACCUCUUCGGAUUGCAGCCUUAAAUGCUCUAGCUGCCUGCAAUUACUUGCCUCAGUCAAGAGAGAAAAUCAUUGCUGCACUUUUCAAGGCACUUAAUUCAACCAAUAAUGAACUGCAGGAGGCAGGAGAAGCAUGCAUGAGAAAGUUCUUGGAAGGAGCUACGAUAGAAGUUGAUCAAAUUCAUACCCACAUGAGACCAUUGCUUAUGAUGCUGGGAGACUAUCGGAGUCUGACACUGAAUGUUGUGAAUCGUCUGACAUCUGUCACUAGACUUUUUCCAAACUCCUUUAAUGAUAAAUUCUGUGAUCAGAUGAUGCAACACCUGCGCAAGUGGAUGGAAGUUGUAGUUAUUACACACAAAGGUGGACAACGGAGUGAUGGAAAUCCUGCCGCGGAAGGGGUAGAGGAAAUGAAGAUUUGUUCAGCAAUUAUAAAUUUAUUCCACCUGAUCCCAGCUGCCCCUCAGACUUUGGUUAAACCUCUGCUGGAAGUUGUUAUGAAAACAGAACGAGCAAUGUUAAUUGAGGCUGGCAGUCCAUUCAGGGAACCACUGAUAAAAUUUUUGACACGCCAUCCGUCCCAGACUGUGGAGCUGUUCAUGAUGGAAGCCACUCUAAAUGAUCCACAGUGGAGCAGAAUGUUUAUGAGUUUCUUGAAACAUAAAGAUGCCAAACCUCUACGAGAUGUACUGGCAGCUAAUCCUAACCGAUUUAUCACUCUGCUGUUACCUGUUGGGACCCAAGCAGCUGUUAGGCCUGGUUCUCCAAGCACUACCACUAUGCGUCUUGAUCUUCAGUUUCAGGCUAUCAAGAUCAUAAGUAUUAUUGUUAAGAACGAUGAAUGUUGGUUAGCAAAUCAACAUUCCUUGGUCAAUCAGCUGAAACGUGUGUGGGUGAGCGAAGCUUUUCAGGAGAGACAUCGUAAGGAGAAUAUGGCUGCGACAAACUGGAAGGAACCUAAGCUGUUAGCAUAUUGCUUAUUGAAUUACUGCAAAAGGAAUUACGGUGAUAUAGAGUUGCUCUUCCAGUUGCUUCGGGCUUUUACGGGUCGAUUUCUCUGCAAUAUGACUUUCUUAAAGGAAUACAUGGAAGAAGAGAUCCCCAAAAACUACAGUAUUCCUCAAAAACGGGCUUUGUUCUUCCGGUUUGUAGACUUCAAUGACCCAAACUUUGGAGAUGAGCUCAAAGCCAAGGUCUUGCAACACAUCCUGAAUCCUGCGUUCUUGUACAGUUUUGAAAAGGGAGAAGGCGAACAGCUUUUGGGACCCCCAAACCCAGAAGGAGAUAAUCCAGAAAGCAUCACUAGUGUUUUCAUAACAAAGGUACUUGAUCCAGAAAAACAGGCUGACAUGCUGGAUUCUCUCAGGAUAUAUCUCUUGCAGUUUGCCACACUUCUGGUUGAGCAUGCUCCACAUCACAUUCAUGACAAUAACAAAAACCGGAACAGCAAACUACGACGCCUGAUGACCUUUGCUUGGCCUUGCCUUUUGUCUAAGGCCUGUGUGGACCCAGCAUGCAAAUACAGUGGACAUUUGCUUCUGGCACACAUCAUUGCAAAAUUUGCCAUACAUAAGAAGAUAGUUCUGCAGGUUUUUCACAGUCUUCUGAAAGCUCAUGCGAUGGAGGCCCGAGCUAUUGUGAGGCAAGCGAUGGCUAUUCUGACUCCAGCUGUGCCUGCUCGCAUGGAAGAUGGUCAUCAGAUGCUGACCCACUGGACACGAAAAAUCAUUGUGGAAGAGGGUCAUACGGUUCCCCAACUAGUACAUAUUUUGCACUUGAUAGUACAACAUUUCAAGGUUUAUUAUCCAGUGAGACAUCACUUGGUGCAGCAUAUGGUUAGUGCCAUGCAGAGACUGGGCUUCACUCCCAGUGUUACGAUAGAGCAAAGAAAAUUAGCUGUGGAUCUUGCUGAAGUAGUUAUUAAAUGGGAAUUGCAAAGAAUUAAAGACCAGCAGCCAGAUUCAGAUAUGGAUUCGGGAGCAAGUGGAGAAGGAGUAAGUUCUGCCUCAUCUGCUGUUAAAAGAGGAUUGUCUAUUGAUUCUGGCCAAGAAGUAAAACGAUUCAGGACAGCUACAGGAGCGAUAAGUGCUGUAUUUGGACGUAGCCAGUCCUUGCCAGGAGCUGAUGCACUUCUUUCCAAGCCGAUUGACAAGCAGCACACAGAUACAGUCGUGAAUUUCUUGAUUAGAAUUGCUUGCCAGGUAAAUGACAACUCAAACACUGCUGGAUCUCCUGGGGAAUUGCUGUCUCGCCGCUGUGUCAACCUUCUGAAAACAGCUUUGCGACCAGACAUGUGGCCAAAGUCAGAACUGAAGUUGCAAUGGUUUGAUAAACUGCUAAUGACUGUGGAACAACCCAAUCAGGCCAACUUUGCCAACAUUUGCACUGGCUUAGAGGUCUUAAGUUUCCUGUUAACUGUACUGCAGCCCCCAGCUGUCCUUAGCAGCUUCAAACCCCUGCAGCGAGGUGUAGCAGCCUGUAUGACGUGUGGGAACACCAAGGUUUUGAGAGCAGUCCACAGCCUGCUUUCUCGCUUGAUGGGUAUUUUCACUCAAGAACCAAGUACCUCAAGUGUAGCUUCGAAGUAUGAAGAGCUGGAGUGCCUUUAUGCUGCAGUUGGAAAGGUUAUUUAUGAAGGACUUACUAAUUAUGAAAAAGCCACCAAUGCUAACCCUUCCCAGCUCUUCGGUACUUUAAUGAUUCUGAAGUCAGCGUGCAGUAACAAUCCCAGCUAUAUUGACAGGCUGAUUUCGGUUUUCAUGCGGUCUCUGCAGAAGAUGGUCAGGGAACACCUAAACCCACAGGCUACAGCAGGAACAGCAGAAGCAAAUACAGCAGGUACAAGUGAGCUGGUAAUGCUAAGCCUGGAUCUUGUGAAAACUCGCCUGGCUGUGAUGAGCAUGGAAAUGAGGAAAAAUUUCAUACAAGCUAUUCUGACAUCUCUCAUUGAAAAAUCUACGGAUGCCAAAAUUCUUCGUGCAGUGGUAAAGAUAGUGGAAGAGUGGGUGAAAAACAACUCCCCGAUGGCAGCUAAUCAGACACCUACUCUCCGGGAGAAGUCCAUUUUACUAGUGAAAAUGAUGACUUACAUUGAAAAGCGUUUUCCAGAAGACCUUGAAUUAAAUGCCCAGUUCUUAGACCUUGUUAACUAUGUCUAUAGGGAUGAGAACCUUUCUGGUAGCGAACUUACUGCUAAACUGGAGCCAGCAUUUCUUUCGGGUUUGCGUUGUGCCCAGCCACUCAUACGAGCCAAGUUUUUUGAGGUCUUUGACAAUUCUAUGAAACGUCGUGUUUAUGAGCGCCUCCUUUAUGUGACCUGUUCUCAAAACUGGGAAGCAAUGGGGAAUCAUUUUUGGAUAAAACAGUGCAUCGAGCUCCUGUUGGCAGUGUGCGAGAGAAACACAACAAUUGGGACGAGCUGUCAGGGUGCGAUGCUGCCCUCUAUCACCAAUGUUAUCAACCUUGCCGACAGUCACGACAGAGCGGCAUUUGCGAUGGUGACCCAUGUCAAACAAGAGCCUCGGGAAAGAGAGAACAGUGAAUCCAAGGAAGAGGAUGUUGAAAUUGACAUUGAAUUGGCUCCAGGAGAUCAGACCAGCACACCUAAAACGAAGGAACUUUCUGAGAAGGACAUUGGCAAUCAGCUGCACAUGUUGACCAACCGGCAUGACAAAUUUCUUGACUCUCUUCGGGAAGUGAAGACUGGAGCGUUGCUGAGUGCCUUCGUUCAGUUAUGUCAUAUUUCUACACCGUUAGCAGAGAAGACUUGGAUACAGCUUUUUUCACGACUUUGGAAAAUCUUGUCUGACAGACAGCAACACGCUCUAGCAGGUGAAAUAAGCCCUUUCUUGUGCAGUGGUAGCCACCAAGUGCAGCGAGAUUGCCAGCCAAGUGCACUGAAUUGCUUUGUGGAAGCAAUGUCACAGUGUGUUCCUCCCAUUCCCAUCAGACCUUGUGUCCUGAAAUACUUGGGUAAAACUCACAAUCUCUGGUUUCGUUCUACACUGAUGCUGGAACAUCAAGCCUUUGAAAAAGGACUGAGUCUGCAGAUUAAGCCUAAACAGACAACAGAAUUUUAUGAGCAGGAAAGCAUAACUCCUCCUCAACAGGAAAUACUGGAUUCCCUUGCUGAGCUCUACUCCUUGUUACAAGAAGAGGAUAUGUGGGCUGGACUAUGGCAGAAACGCUGUAAAUUCCCAGAGACAGCAACAGCUAUUGCCUAUGAACAACAUGGCUUUUUUGAACAGGCACAAGAAACUUAUGAAAAAGCAAUGGAAAAGGCUAAAAAAGAGCAUGAACGGAACAAUGCUUCCCCUUCCAUCUUUCCUGAGUAUCAGCUCUGGGAAGACCAUUGGAUUCGUUGCUCAAAAGAAUUGAACCAGUGGGAACCUUUGACAGAAUAUGGCCAAUCAAAGGGUCACAUAAAUCCUUACCUAGUACUGGAGUGUGCAUGGAGGGUCUCCAACUGGACUGCUAUGAAGGAGGCUCUGGUGCAGGUGGAGUUGAGUUGUCCAAAAGAGAUGGCAUGGAAAGUGAAUAUGUACAGAGGGUAUUUAGCAAUCUGCCACCCGGAAGAGCAACAGCUCAAUUUCAUUGAGCGUCUGGUAGAGAUGGCGAGUAGCUUGGCUAUUCGCGAGUGGCGAAGGCUUCCUCACGUGGUCUCACAUGUUCACACUCCCCUUCUCCAG